This is a messenger RNA of Paraglomus brasilianum, 975 nucleotides long. Lineage: Eukaryota; Fungi; Glomeromycota; Glomeromycetes; Paraglomerales; Paraglomeraceae. The record is from the annotation of a GenBank genome assembly.
AUGCGUGAUACGGAAGCCAGACGGGCCGAGGAAGAACGUCUAUACAGACAGAAACUAGCCGAAGAACAAGCACGUGAGAUGCAAAGACGUAAACCUAAAGAACGAAAUGCAAAUCUUGGUUCAGACAAGCCACGAGUCCGGAAGAUUCCCAUAUCAUCCUCGGAUGAAGAUCAAGCUCAAGCCGCCAAGAUUAUAUUAAGAUUUAUAAGGAACAAGAGGUCAACUCGUCAAGUUCGUCAAAUACUCCGAAAAUUGCAUCAAUUACGUUCUAUCGAAGACAAACUUGGCGAGAUUCGUUCUAGUUACACGCCUGGUCCACUCACAUUCACCGCCGACUCGGAAAGACGAGUAUUACCAACAACAGCCGAAAACAAAGAGUUUUUAAAGAAUGAGGAGAAUGUAAUGAAAGUCUUUGACGAACUAGACGGAAUACAAAGCGCGGGUGCGGACAUUGUACGACAACGAAGAAAGGAAAUUGUUAAAUAUGCUCAGAGCAUUCUCGAAACAUUUGAUAUCAACCGCGAUGAGCAGUGGAUGGCGUUCAAUGAAAAUAAAGCAAGCAAUUCUUUUGAAGAAUUGACGAAUGAAGAACGAGAGAACACUGAUCAAGCAGCUGAUAUGGUAUCGGCUGAUGAAGAUGAAGGUGAAGAUAGCAAAGAAUCAGCCGAUGACGAGGAAAUCCGUCCUUAUGUGAUCAAAGAGAAAGAACUCGAAAACUCGUCAAGUGACUCUGGUGAUGGCUCUGUUAAUGAGAAUUUGGUACAAGACGUUGAAAUCGAAGAUGGUACCAUAGAAGAGAGAAUAACGCAGUCAUCAUCUAAUGCUGAUAUUGAAAUGAUCGACAGAGAUUCUGACACAGUCGAGCCUGUAGAAGAAGAAGAAGACAUUGACAAACUUGUUGAUGAAGAAUUAUCGAUACCAGAUGUUAAUUCGGACAAUGCCGAUAUGAUUGAAGAUGAAUUUAUACUAGUGUAA